AUGCAGCUCCAAAAGCCAGUUGCUCUGUGGUUUAGCCUACUCGCACCACUGUGGCUUGCUGCGGUGCAAGCGCAACAGUUUCUGCAGGAGCCACGUGUGUAUUUGCUUAAUAACUUAUUUGCUUUUAAACUGAUUUAUUGUCUGCUUUUAGCUGCCUUUAUCAAGCCAUGCCUUUUAAAGGAUAGCCUCAGUAACGACUGUUUGACUGCCAACAUAGAGAGCCUUUUCCAAAACUGGCGUAAUGGCGUGCCGGGGCUGCGCGGCGUGGGCUCUUUGGAUCCAUUUCGGGUGGGCAGAGUGCGUAUUGCCCAGCGUGUGCCACCAAAUGUGGAUGUGAGCGUGGAGCUGCGCAAUAUGAGCACAAUUGGCCUAAGCCAAGCCAAGAUACUGAACAGCACCACACUGCUCAACUCUGGUCAGUAUACCCUGGGCUUUCAUGUGCACCUCACACAGAUCAACAUAACGAGCAACUACAAGCUGAAGGGGCAUGUGUUGCUGCUGAAUCUCAACAGCGCUGGCAUUUUGAGCGCCGAUUUGGAUUAUUUGGAGUUCUAUGUGGCGCUCAGAAUGCAGCCACAGCUGGCGGAGGGGCUGACCUUUAUGAAUGUCACCGCCAUCAAGACGGACAUUGUACGCAUUGACAAGAUUCGGGUGAAUCUAACGAAUCUGUUUGGUGGCAAUCAGGAACUGGAGCGCAGUGCCAACGAGCUCUUCAAUGAGAAUUGGCGCGUUUUGUUCGAUGUGCUGCGUCCGGUGCUGACACAAACUUUUGAUGCGGUCCUUCAGGAUCGUUUCACAAAAAUAUUUCGCUAUUUGCCAGCAAAGUAUUUGUUUGAGGAUUUUGCGUAACACUUAAGCCAAUUUGUAUGACACCUGAGAUAAGUCAUUAGCAUGUAGAAACACUUCAAUUAGACCAAAUUCACAAAACGAGACACACAUAUUAAGUAUACGCCACAUAAAGGAAUUCAAUUUAAACA
This is a messenger RNA of Drosophila montana, 977 nucleotides long. RefSeq names its product circadian clock-controlled protein daywake-like. NCBI's taxonomy places the organism in Eukaryota, Metazoa, Arthropoda, Insecta, Diptera, Drosophilidae. The coding region runs from base 1 to 849 and encodes 282 amino acids. The transcript has 4 exons. The record is from RefSeq and is a predicted model, not a curated record.